AUGAAGCUCAUCACUGUCAAUUUCCUAGCCUGUGCUGUGAAGGGGUGCAAAACAGCAGCAGCAUCAUAUCCGCUGCAUUUUCGAGAUGCGGAAUUAGAAUUGCAAGAACUUGAGUUCCAGCCAGAGUUCAUACUGAAUAUUAUUCCUCGGAUUGAUUGGGAAGGCCUGCGAGUCAUGGCAAAUGAGCUCGGCUUUCCCAAAAUUCCUGACACUAAACCGGAAGGUGAUGCGCUUAAUGAUGAGCAGCUUCUAAAGGAACUCCACAAGCUCUUGUUGGAAACACAAGUUGUUGAAGGAAGAUUGUGUUGCGGAAAUUGCGGCCACGAAUAUAUGAUCAAGGAAGGAAUCGCUAACUUUCUUCUUCCUAGUCAUUUGGGUCUGAUAAUCCUUUCCGGUUGA
Messenger RNA from Aspergillus niger, 399 nucleotides. RefSeq lists its product as uncharacterized. NCBI's taxonomy places the organism in Eukaryota, Fungi, Ascomycota, Eurotiomycetes, Eurotiales, Aspergillaceae. The record is from RefSeq and is a predicted model, not a curated record. The transcript is spliced from 2 exons. The coding region runs from base 1 to 399 and encodes 132 amino acids. Gene Ontology annotation, biological process: peptidyl-glutamine methylation; tRNA methylation; rRNA (guanine-N7)-methylation. Gene Ontology annotation, molecular function: protein heterodimerization activity.